Choloepus didactylus (southern two-toed sloth) is the source of this 1062-nucleotide messenger RNA. It is a transcript of the gene ATOH1, whose product is annotated as atonal bHLH transcription factor 1. The coding region runs from base 1 to 1062 and encodes 353 amino acids. Lineage: Eukaryota; Metazoa; Chordata; Mammalia; Pilosa; Megalonychidae. The transcript has a single exon. Gene Ontology annotation, molecular function: protein dimerization activity. The record is from RefSeq and is a predicted model, not a curated record.
AUGUCCCGCCUGCUGCAUGCCGAAGAGUGGGCUGAAGUGAAGGAGUUGGGGGACCACUAUCGCCAUCCCCAACCGCACCACCACCCGCAGCCACCGCCGCCCCAGCCACCUGCGACCUUGCAGGCCAGAGAGCAUCCCGUGUACCCGGCGGAGCUAUCCCUCCUAGACAGUACCGACCCACGCGCCUGGCUGGCUCCCACUUUGCAGGGCAUCUGCACGGCACGCGCCGCCCAGUACUUGCUACAUUCCCCGGAGCCGGGUGCCUCGGAAGCCGCGGCGCCCCGGAAAGAGGCGGAAGGCCGUGGGGAGCUGAUAAGGAGGAGCAGCGGCGGCAGCGGCAGCAACAAGAGUCCCGGGGCAGUGAAAGUGCGGGAACAGCUGUGCAAGCUGAAAGGCGGCAUGGUGGUGGACGAACUGGGCUGCAGCCGCCAGCGCGCCCCUUCCAGCAAACAGGUGAACGGGGUGCAGAAGCAGAGGCGGCUGGCAGCCAACGCCAGGGAGCGGCGCAGGAUGCACGGGCUGAACCACGCCUUCGACCAGCUGCGCAACGUUAUCCCGUCCUUCAACAACGACAAGAAGCUGUCCAAGUAUGAGACCCUGCAGAUGGCCCAAAUCUACAUCAACGCCUUGUCGGAGCUGCUGCAAACGCCCAGCGGCGGGGAGCAGCCGCCGCCACCGCCCUCCUCAUGCAAAAGCGACCACCACCACCUUCGUGCCUCUGUCUCCUACGAAGGUGCCGCGGACACUGCAGUCUCAGCGGGGGCUCCGCCGGCUUCCGGAGGGGGGCAGCGGCCCACGCAACCCGGGAGUUGCCGGACUCGCUUCUCAACCUUGGCCCCCUCAGGAGGAUACUCGAUGCAGCUGGACACUCUGCACUUCUCAACUUUCGAGGACAGCGCCUUGACGACAAUGAUGGCGCAAAAGAACUUGUCGCCUUCGCUGCCCGGGGGCAUCCUGCAACCGGUGCAGGAGGAAAGUAGCAAAACUUCACCCCGGUCCCACAGAAGCGACGGGGAGUUUUCCCCUCAUUCCCACUACAGUGACUCGGAUGAGGCAAGUUAG